Molecule: messenger RNA, 1308 nt
Organism: Momordica charantia (bitter melon)
Lineage: Eukaryota; Viridiplantae; Streptophyta; Magnoliopsida; Cucurbitales; Cucurbitaceae
Product: DNA-dependent metalloprotease WSS1
Biological process (GO): DNA repair
Cellular component (GO): nucleus
Molecular function (GO): metallopeptidase activity
Source: RefSeq, a predicted model, not a curated record
UUUCCCUUGUCAUUGAUGCGUAGUUUCCCCAUUUUUAUGUCAUUUUCAACGCAAAUUUGGAUUCGCAGUGGAUUUCGUUGCAGUUUUCUUCUUCUACAAGAACAAUUCUACAGUUCAUAUUGAUGAACAUCUUCUCCGCUCUGUAAAUUUCUCGCUUUCGGACUGAUUUCUUAUAGCUCUUUUUCUCAUCAUAAUGGAUCUCAACGAUCUUAAUAAGGUUUGGGAAAUCAAACCUUUGAAGAAGAUUGGGGAAGAUGAUGCUCGAAAAGUUCUUGAGAAAAUAGCUAAACAGGUGCAACCUAUCAUGCGCAAACGCAAAUGGAAAGUGGAAACUCUUUCUGAGUUCUAUCCUGCCAAUCCAGGUCUCAUGGGGGUGAACAUAGGGGGAGGUCAGGAAAUCAAACUUAGAAUUCGGAGACCGAAUAACGAGUGGGAUUUCUUCCCUUAUGAGCAAAUUCUUGACACAAUGCUCCAUGAGCUUUGCCACAUUGUACAUGGUCCUCACAAUGCUGAUUUCUACAGCCUUCUAGAUGAACUCAGAAAGGAAUGUGAAGAACUUAUGUGUAAAGGUAUCACGCGCACCGGGCAAGGAUUCGAUCUUCAUGGGAGACGUUUGGGUGGGAUCUCUCAGCAACCACCUUUAUCAUCCCUCCGGCAAACUACCUUAGCUGCUGCUGAAAAUCGAGCCCGAGGCGGCCCAUCAGGACCUAAGCGUUUAGGUGGUGACAGCAACAUCAAGGCAGUGCUUAGUCCGAUACAAGCAGCUGCCAUGGCAGCUGAAAGAAGAUUGAAAGAUGAUUUGUGGUGUGGGUCCAAGUCUUUAGAGAACAAUUCAGGUAGAGCAAAGAACUUGGGUUCCUCCACAGGAUCCUCCCAAACUACCUCAAAUGCUUCCGCACCACCUGUUAUAUCCCAAAUUCCAUCUGCUACUUCUUCCUUUCCUCAUCAGGAAGCCAUGGAUGAUAUGGAGAAUUGGCAGUGCAGUGCAUGUACCCUUCUAAAUCGGCCAUUGGCUCUGAUUUGUGAAGCUUGUGGGAACCGUAAGAACAGAAACAACACAAAGACGUGGGGCUGCAAGUUUUGUACGUUCAACAACAGUGCUGAUACAGAUAGAUGCUUAGCUUGUGGGGAAUGGAGAUACUCGUAUGGCCCUCCCAUCUCCACACGUGGCCCUUUUGUUGGCACGUGAGAAUAAAUCAUCUGCCCAUUCUUACAUUAUUGCUACAGGUACAUAAUUUAAUAUCUUAUCAUAUACCAAGUGAUGUAUCUAACUUAAAAGAACUUAGAAGCUGAAAUAGAAAUUGCAAA